AUGUAUCUCUGCAUGAUCGCACUACUAGCUUAUAGUACUAUAGCCACACCCAAUGACGAAGGUGCUCCUGACCCCAUAGUCAUCGCCCAGCGAUCUCCAACCGGUAUCCUUACCAUGACGGUCUUUGUUACGGUCACAUAUACAAGCUACAUAACUGAAGCGCUGUCUGGGACCACUUCUCUCUUCUUACCAUCCUUUACCUACGAUCCGUUGCCGAGUUCCUUGGCUUCUGACAGUCUUCCAACUCUGGGUAGCACAACAAUGACAAGGACGUUUGCUACGUCUACUAGCACUACCGGUCUGAUGAAUACAAGCACUACGUGCUCGCACACAAUGCCCCAUAUUGUACCUGGCAAUUCUAGUCUUCUAUUGCCCUGGGUCCCAAAGUUGCCUUGGAUAACGCCAUCAGGGGGAUUGAAGAGUGUUUCGUCGUGGCUUGUCACGUCUUCUAGUGCAACAGAAUCACCUACCUUGUCAGUUUCCAACCCUGUGCCUCCAGCUCCUGUCGUCCCUAGGCCUGGUUCUUCCGAAUUCAAUUGGCCUAUAUACACCGACAUCAUAUCGAGAAGCUCACCUAUUGGUGCUCUUCCAAGUACCGGUACAGACACAACUGCGUCGAUUCCUCUUCCUGAAAGUAAUAGCACAACUACUGCUACUGCAAGUCCCUCAUCGACCUCUAGAAUGUCGGUCCACCCGCGAUGCAAGGCCAAAUCUGUUCUAUCACUUAACACCGAACCAUAUAUCAAGGCUCGCGACGCAGCAACCGGCGUAAGCAAUAUCAGUACUAUUCAACCCUCCGCUCUCAAUUGGAAGACUAGAUAUAUGAACACGUCAUCUUUCGCGGGCGUGAAGAUCGCAACACCGUCUGAAGAAAGCAAGGCGAGUAAAAGGCGAGUGAACUACUGGUUCCGCUUCUUCGCUGCUGCAGAGCCUUCUGUAGGACGGAUAAUGAAUGAGUGCUUGGCAUGCGAUUGGGAGGGAGAGGUUACGUGUUUGCCUGCUCGUCGGUAUAUGUGGUGUACGGAUGGUUGUGCUAUCACGGAGAAGCUAGGAUGCGAUAUGGUGUGCGAAGAUGGAGUUAUACGUAAAGAAGGGGAAUAUUGCGUACGAUGA
Molecule: messenger RNA, 1113 nt
Organism: Alternaria arborescens
Lineage: Eukaryota; Fungi; Ascomycota; Dothideomycetes; Pleosporales; Pleosporaceae
Exons: 1
Coding region: 1-1113 (370 amino acids)
Source: RefSeq, a predicted model, not a curated record